Molecule: messenger RNA, 1118 nt
Organism: Closterium sp. Yama58-4
Lineage: Eukaryota; Viridiplantae; Streptophyta; Zygnematophyceae; Desmidiales; Closteriaceae
Source: the annotation of a GenBank genome assembly
AUGCGCGCCUCUCCUGCCGCCUUCCUGCUGCUGGUCGUUGCCCUCAUCGCCGGUCAGUGGUCAAGGCAAUCCCUUGCUCUUCUCAUUUCUGCAAAGCGUACGACAGUGCAGUUAAUGAAGGUUGAUGCAAGGAUUGCACUAGAGACCACCGCUGGCAGCCCCGGCGCCGGAAGCACCAGCGCUGGCAGCAGCAGUGGGGUGUCAGAGCUGCGCGUUACCACAACGGUGGAGGUGGGUGCGGCACGGCUGAGCUUCAGCAAGCAGCGCUGCGUGAGCGUACCCAGGAAGGCGACGCGAAAGAACGUGCAAGUGUGGUGGAAGGGCCGCGUGGUGGCUUCUGGCAGCACCGCCGGGGGUGUGUCGUGCGCGCAGGUGAAGCUGUUCAAAAAGGGCGGCUGCCAGGGCAAGGAGGUGGAUUCUAUGGUCAACCCCAACUCCACUGCGCCCAUGUUCCCAAGCACAAAGAAGAGGCUCCGGCAGGGUGCUUCCGUGGCAUCUGUUCUCUGCGCUGCUCCCGAGCAGCCCAAGGAGGAGCCGCAGCCGCAGCCGCAGCCACAGCAACAGCCGCAGCCGCAGCCGCAGCCGCAGCCGCAGCCGCAGCCGCAGCCACAGCCGCAGCUGCAGCCAAAGGACGAUCCUGCCUGUGUGGCGCUGGGCUGUGAGCCUGAUGGCAAAUGUGAGAAGGAUGGAAAUGGCGAGCGCUACUGCAAGUGGGACUCACCGUGUGGCACGUGCCCCACGGGAGGCACGUGCAAGAGUGUGAAGGCAUCCAACAGUGACGUGCAGGUGCCGUACUGCGAGUGCCCGCAGGGCUAUGGGAUGACCGCCACCGAAUGUGUUCACGGUGGAAUCUCUACAGUCGGUACCGACAGCUACACAUUCAUUGAGAAACGAAGCGCCAAGGACAAUACCUCUCGGCCCUACACCUCUCGCUUCAACCUGAAUGGCUGCACGAAGCUCCCAGCUGCAGCUGGGCCGGCCACCACGUUUUCUUAUGUUCGUAGCAUCAACGACUCUCCGAAUUGCCGCAAGAUGUACCAUUACCGUACAGACAACUGUGAAGGCCAAUUUGUUGCUGUGUCUUCCGGAGACGUACCGUUUUUGUCAUACUCUUAUGU